CUAUCAUUUGAAUUUAGUAUCUCGUCUCGUCAUCGAUUACUGGAGUUAUCAUUUGGAGUUAGUGUCUCGUUUCGUCAUCGAUUAUUAGAACCAUUAUUUGAAGUUUGUAUUGUGUAUUGUUAUCGAUUACUGGAGCUGUCAUUUGGAAUUAGUGUUCUUGCUGUGAAUUGUAUAUCACCGUUAUUGGCAGUUGCUGGUGAGACUUUGUGUCAUCAUUUGGUAUGUCGUAUAGUUGUCAUUUUUUGUACGUUAGUAAUGACAGCCUUGGUAGACAAGG
Messenger RNA from Racocetra persica, 277 nucleotides. The record is from the annotation of a GenBank genome assembly. Lineage: Eukaryota; Fungi; Glomeromycota; Glomeromycetes; Diversisporales; Gigasporaceae.